This is a messenger RNA of Pseudovirgaria hyperparasitica, 2037 nucleotides long. RefSeq names its product Six-hairpin glycosidase. The record is from RefSeq and is a predicted model, not a curated record. Bases 67 to 2037 code for a protein of 656 amino acids. NCBI's taxonomy places the organism in Eukaryota, Fungi, Ascomycota, Dothideomycetes, Acrospermales, Acrospermaceae. The transcript is spliced from 5 exons. Gene Ontology annotation, biological process: carbohydrate metabolic process.
CGAACUUGGAAAACAUUGCGGUCUUUCUCUUUCUACAGAUCAAACUGGAAAGGAAACGAGAGAGUAAUGCUGGCAAUCAUACUUUUCUGGAAUCUGGUCCACGCACAAACAUGCUGGAGAGAUACGAUCUGCAGCGGUCCACCAAGACCAUUAUUUCAAGGGCCAUGGGAGUCGAAUAUCUACGCUCCAAAUGCAAGGAUAGUCCAGCCGGAUUCGAUUGUAGACCUAUUAAGAAACGUGGACUUUCCGUACGAAAGUGUUUUGACACUCGAAGGGAAUGGUUCCACUGUAGUCGUGGACUUCGGCAUUGAAGUUGGUGGAACAGUCUCUUUCCAUUACAACACAACUGCACCAGCUUCCAUAGGACUCGCUUUUUCCGAAGCGAGGAAUUGGAUCGGACAGUGGUCUGACUUCUCAAAUGGUGGCUCAACCCCUGACGGAGCAAUAUAUGCAGAUAUAAGAGCGGCUGGUCAGGGCAUUUAUAAUAUGCCGGAGGCGAAGCUGCGUGGUGGAUUUCGGUAUCUAACCAUAUUUCUCAAAACAGAUCAGAGCAGCAAAGUUACAAUCACGAACAUCACUCUGGAAAUAUCGUUUCAGCCAACGUGGUCUAGUCUGAGAGCAUAUCAGGGCUAUUUCCACUCCAAUGAUGAUCAGCUGAAUAAGAUCUGGUACAGUGGCGCCUAUACUCUUCAAUCUAACAGUGUACCUCCUAAUACUGGUCGAACUGUACCGUUUGUGAAGAACACAUGGUCAAACACAGGACUUCUGAGUCCUGGAGAUACGGUAAUUGUCGAUGGUGCCAAACGUGAUCGCGCUGUCUGGCCAGGUGACAUGGGUAUUGCUGUCCCGUCGACCUUUGUCAGUGUCGGUGAUAUGACCAGCGUGAAGAAUGCCCUUCAGGUUAUGUACGACUAUCAGAACCCUGAUGGAUCAUUUCCGGAAGCCGGGCCGCCUUUGUUACAACAAGAUAGCGACACUUAUCACAUGUGGACUUUGAUUGGGACAUAUAAUUACGUUCUAUAUACCGAUGAUAUGGAAUUCCUUGAGAGGCAUUGGGUAGGCUAUCUCCAUGCUAUGGAGUAUGUGUAUAGCCUAGUUACUCCGGCGGGAUUACUGAAUGUUACCGGAAUUCGAGACUGGGCACGUGAAGCCCAAGGUGGCAACAACACUGAGGCAAAUAUCAUUCUUUACCACACUCUCCAAACAGCGUCUCAACUUGCUACCUGGAUAAACGAUGCCACUGAUCUAAGCACGGAAUACACAGUUCGCGCACUCGCCCUCCGGACCGCCAUAAACGCCAACUGCUUCGAUGAUAAUCACGGCCUUUUCCGUGAUAAUGCCACCGCCACCACUCUUUACCCCCAAGACGCAAACAGCAUGGCCAUCCUCUUCAACGCCACGACCCUUUCCCGCGCCUCGUCCAUUUCCAAGAACCUACUCGCUAACUGGACUCCCAUAGGCGCCCUCGCACCUGAACUCCCGCAUACCAUCUCUCCAUUUAUAUCCUCCUUCGAGAUCCAGGCACACUUCGCGAUCGGUGAAACACUUCGUGGUCUAGACUUGAUCCGCCGGUGCUGGGGCUGGUAUCUAGCUAACCCUAAUGGUACACAAUAUAACCGGGGAUAUGUCAAUCCGAGCUAUACGAGCCAUGCACAUGGGUGGAGUAGUGGACCGACGAGUGCACUCACGGAAUAUGUGCUGGGGUUGAGGGUACAGGACAGAGCGGGAAGGAGAUGGAGUUUCAGACCACAGUUUGGAGACCUGGAGUGGGUGGAAGGGGGAUUUGGGACACGGUUGGGGAGGUUUAGAGCCGCGUGGAGGAGAAAUGGCGAGUGGGGUUUCAACGUUGAGGUCGAAUGUCCCGAGGGAACAACUGGGGUAGUUGAGUUACCGGUUUUAGAUGAUGAGAAAGAGAUAAUGGCUCUUGUCGAUGGGUUAGAGGCUGAGCCGGCUACUGUCUUGUAUGAUGCUCCUUCCGGGAAGAAGUUUAUAAGGUUGGAGUUUGAGGGUGGAUUCCAUUCUGUCGAAGUUUCAUAA